CACCGAUCGUUUUCAGAGUAAUCGUUCUAAGAUGGCCAAUAACGCUUCCACAAACAUUUUGCGAUCCCUCAUCGAAAAGGAAAAAUUGACUGAAACAAAUUUUAUAGACUGGUCCCGUAACAUGAGGAUUGUCCUCACCCACGAAAAAAAGCUGUAUGUGCUGGAUGGACCCAUUCCUGAGGCACCUCCUGCUGGAGCUUCUGCGGCUCUAAGAAAUGCUCAUGCCAAGCAUCUCAAUGAUUCCGUAGAAGUUUCAUGCAUCAUGCUGGCUUCAAUGACUCCCGAGCUGCAAAAACAACAUGAAGGGAUGACAGCGUUCGAUAUGAUCGAACAUCUGAAGACUCUUUAUGAAGAGCAAGCCAGGCAUGAGAGGUUUGAUGUCUCUAAAGCCCUGUUUUCCACCAAGCUGUCAGAGGGAGGUCCCGUAGGACCUCAUGUGCUCAAAAUGAUUGGCUACUCUGAAAACCUAGCUCGUUUGGGAUUUGUCCUUGAACAAGAGCUAGUCGUUGAUCUUGUGCUGCAAUCGUUGCCUGAAAGCUUCAACGCUUGCAGCUAUGUUAAGAACUGCUGA
Messenger RNA from Medicago truncatula (barrel medic), 571 nucleotides. RefSeq lists its product as uncharacterized. NCBI's taxonomy places the organism in Eukaryota, Viridiplantae, Streptophyta, Magnoliopsida, Fabales, Fabaceae. The transcript is spliced from 3 exons. The record is from RefSeq and is a predicted model, not a curated record. Bases 32 to 571 code for a protein of 179 amino acids.